This is a messenger RNA of Seriola dumerili (greater amberjack), 1801 nucleotides long. RefSeq names its product transcription factor E2F6-like (gene e2f6). Gene Ontology annotation, cellular component: RNA polymerase II transcription regulator complex. The coding region runs from base 130 to 1260 and encodes 376 amino acids. The record is from RefSeq and is a predicted model, not a curated record. The transcript has 9 exons. Lineage: Eukaryota; Metazoa; Chordata; Actinopteri; Carangiformes; Carangidae. Gene Ontology annotation, biological process: regulation of transcription by RNA polymerase II. Gene Ontology annotation, molecular function: RNA polymerase II cis-regulatory region sequence-specific DNA binding; protein dimerization activity; DNA-binding transcription factor activity, RNA polymerase II-specific.
AGCAACCGCGGCACGCGACACAAACAAACCGGGAGGUUUGUUUUCUGAAUCUUCACGGUUAGAAACGGGGCUCGGAUGUGCCGUUAGCCGCUGGCCGGUCCUGUGUGGGCGGAGGAGCGGCGGUGAAGGAUGGUAAAGUGCGUCGUCUCCGGGUGUCCGAACCGGAAGGUGGACGUUAACCGGGGAGUCCUCAACCGACCCCCGAAGAGGUUCUUCAGCUUCCCCAAAGACCCGGCUCGGGUGAAAGUGUGGCUGGCAGCGCUGAGGGAGACGAACAAGCAGGACCCGACAGAGCAGCAUCUGAUCUGUGAGGACCACUUCCUGCCUGAAGACAUCUCGUCCAGUGGGGUCAGCACAGAUGCCAUUCCCCUCAUGCCCCCGUGCCUAGACGGGCACCUGGGCACCAUCAGCCUCUGGGGGGCCGAGUUGUCUGAGGAAGAGGAUCAGUGGGCCGACCGCGGCGGUGAUGGCGAUGAUGAUGAAGGUGGAGACGAUGAGCUCCUUGCUGUGAAGCCUCCUGCAGUGGAUCCACUACAGCAGGACUCAGGGGCCCAGAAAACUCCAGGGUCUAAGACGACAAGUAAGAGUCUGCAUCAGAGGAAAAAGACGGUCCAGACCAGGAGGGCCAAACAGGACUGGUCCCUGGGGAUCCUGACGCAGCACUUCCUGGAGCUGCUGCUGGCGGCGCCGGACGGCCUGCUGGACCUCCGGCAGGUGAUGACCAAGCUGAAUAUCUGCAGGCAGCGAGUCUACGACAUCACCAACAUCCUGUGCGGCAUCAACGUCAUCAAGAAGCCGGGGCCCAGCAGGGUCAAGUGGAUAGGAAGUUGUCCGAUCAGCAGCUUCCUGUGGAAGAACCAGGAGAACCUGCGGAGGGAGGUGGAGAACAUGAAGCUGGUGGAGGACACGCUGGACGCCCUGAUCAGGAGCUGCGCCCUGCAGCUGUUGGAGCUGACCCAAGACGAGGAGAACUCUGAGAUGGCCUACGUGACCCACCAGGACGUCAGCCGCCUCGCAGCCUUCCAGGAGCAGACGGUGAUCGUGGUCAAAGCUCCAGAGGAAACUAAGCUGGAGAUUCUUGCACCCAAACAGGACAGCAUCCGGGUCCAUAUGAAGGGGGGGGGGGGUCCCAUUGCGGUGCUGACCUGUGAAGUUGCAACUGGGGAGAAGAGCGACUCUUUUGUAACUCUGGAGGAAAGCCGGAUCAGGACGGCGGAGCUGCACACUGGGUCCUCGAGUCCACAGAGCGCCACCAACUGACCUCCAGCUGACCUCCAACUGACCUCCAGCUGACCUCCAGCUGACCUCCAGGAAGCCCAGCGUUCGGCCAAACCUGGAAGAGUUACAGAAACAUUUUGUCUCCAGGUCUCAGAGGAGUUUCCCUGCUGGUGAAACAGAGACUUGAACUGACUGAGCUCAUGUGUGAGUCUGGAAACAACAUUGAGCUGAAACACAUUUAAUCUGAUCAGGGACCAAACAAAGACGUUCCAACAUGAACAUGAGGAGCAGUUUUUAAGGAGCAGUUUUAAACGACACUCAUGGUGUCUGCAGAGAAAUCACAUGUGGUAUUGUUUGUAUCAUAAUCAUGUACUUUACAUUUACUGUAUUAUAUUUUACUUACUAUGAUUUAUUGUUUAUGUUUUGGAUAUAAAAAUAUUUUCAUCUUGGUUUGAAAUUUCAAACUCACCCUCCAGUUUGUACUUUUGCUUUAACUGAGUCCUGGCCUCUGACCUUUGACCUGCUGUCAGGCAGACACAAAGAUAGGAGUGAAGAGGAAACAACUUCAGAAGAAUAAAAGUCU